AUAUUCCUGGUCGCACCGUUCUCCGACUUGUCGGGAGUUCGGAGGCCAACAGAAUAAGGGGAAAAGGCCAAGAUGCAGCACUUAACUUUAUUGACUUUGGCGCUCACCUUGAUUGCAACGAUUUGUUUUGCAAAGUCACCCUAUCAAUCAGUUCUUCAGCACAGCAGGAUAAGAGGUAGACAGCAUGGACCCAAUGUGUGCGCGAUGCAAAAGAUACAGGGGACCGACAAGAAAUAUUUCACCAACUGCAAGCAAUGGUACCAUCGCAAGAUCUGCGGCAAGCCAACGGUGAUCAGCUAUGAGUGUUGCCCCGGUUAUGAGAAGCUUCCAGGAGAGAAGGGUUGUCCUGCUGCCCUGCCGUUAGUGAACAUCUACAACACGCUGGGUGUGGUUGGAGCCGCCACCACUAAGAUGUACUCAGAGAGGGCUCAGCUGAGGGAAGAGAUCGAGGGACCAGGAAGCUUCACCUUUUUCGCUCCCAGCAACCAGGCCUGGGCGGCCCUACCCAAUGAAAUCCUGGACGCUCUGGUGAGCAACGUGAAUAUUGAGCUGCUCAACGCACUCCACUACCACAUGGUGAACCGRCGUUUGACCUCUGAGGACCUGAAGCAUGGAUCUGCCUUCCCCUCCAUGUACCAAGACUUCAACGUUCACAUCCACCACUACCCCAACGGAAUUGUAACAGUGAACUGCGCUCGUCUGGUGAAAACAGACCAGCAUGCGACCAACGGCAUCGUGCACGUCGUGGACAGAGUCAUCACCGCGGUUACCAACGACGUGCACACUUUCAUCGACACCGAUGAUGAUCUGGAGACUCUUCGUACUGCUGUUGCUGCUGCUGGUCUGACCCAAAUGCUGGAGAGCGAUGGUCACUACACGGUGUUCGCUCCAACCAACGAAGCCUUCGAGAAGAUCCCCCCUGAAAUGCUCAACAGGAUCCUGGGAGACCCCGUGGCUCUGAAAGACCUGCUGAACUACCACAUCCUGAAGAACAUGCAGUGUGCAGAGUCCAUCACAUCUGGCACUCCUCUGGAGACCCUACAGGGGACUGUGUUAGAGGUGGGCUGUGAUGGGGCUGACAUGACCCUCAACGGGAAGGCCAUCAUCCAGAAGAAAGAUCAGCUGGGGACCAACGGAGUCAUCCACUACAUUAACGAGCUCCUCAUCCCAGACUCAGCUAAGACUUUGUUGGAGCUGGCCCAGGGAUCCGCCGUUACCACAGCGACCAAGCUGUUUGUUGAUGCUGAUCUUGGCUCCCACCUUUCUGGCUCAGAGGCUCUGACCAUCCUGACCCCUCAGAAUGAAGCUUUCAAAGAGGGUGUGACAAUGACCGGUGACCUGAAGAAGCUGUUGAAGAACCACAUCCUGAAGGAGCAGCUGUCUUCCGGGUCACUGUACUACGGACAAGAGCUAGAGACUCUGGGAGGAACCAAACUCCGAGUGUUCGUCUACCGUAACAGCCUGUGCAUAGAGAACUCCUGUAUCGUUGCCCACGACAAGAUCGGCCGUUUCGGUAGCAUGUUCACAGUCGACAAGGUCCUGACUCCCCCAAUGGGCACCAUCAUGGAUGUCCUGAAGGCUGAUAACCGAUUCAGUCUGUUGGUCGGUGCCAUCCAGACGGCUGGCUUGACAGAGCUGAUGAACCAGGCCGGUCCUCAUACCGUGUUCGCUCCCACCAACGAUGCUUUCAGCGCCUUGCCAAAGGCUGACCUCAACAAACUCAUGAGCAACCCCAAGGAGCUGGCCAGUGUGUUGAAGUACCACAUGGCUAAGGAGAUUCUGGUCAGUGGAGGAGUGGGCUCCCAUACCAGACUGAAGCCUCUGCAGGGAGACAAGCUGGAGCUGAACAUGUGGAGAAAAGAGAAGAACCAGACCGUGUACAUCAACAAGGUCCCAGUGGUUGAAGCCGACUUGAUGGCCACCAAUGGAGUUGUCCACGCUGUGGGAGCCAUCAUAAAGCCACUGCCUCCUAAGGUUGACAGGGAACAGGCUGAUGACCCCAUCAGGACUGCCUCUUCCAUGAGAACGGACUCAAGAAUCGGAGUCAAAAAUGAUGAUCUCUUCCAGAAGGUCAGGAAAAGUCUCUCCAGCAGGACGAUGACUCGCGUCCAGUAAAACAAAUUUAAGAGGAGAAAAAAAACAUAAUUGCCUACAGUACAUCAACACAAAAUCAGGGGAUUGUUCCUUUUGUUUAUGGAAUAUAUUCUUAUCUGGAACUCUACAAGGGAGUCUUAUCGAUCUAAUUUUGUCAAAGAUUAUCAAUAAUAACGAAGCAUUAGAUGAAGACAGAGAUGGGAUAUCGCUUAGUGGAAUAUGUUAUAUAAUUGUUUUCAUAUACCAAAAACCAAAGAUUUGAAUUGAAUAGAAUUACUUGUCUGUUUUCUUUAAUGUGAAAAUGGUUAACCAGAAAAACAGCAACUAGCUAUGACUACAUAUACUGUAUUUUGAUCAAAGUGUUUUGAAUGUUCACACGUGACUUCUGUUUUUAAAUGUAAACGCAGAGCAGAUUUUUUGGGGGGAGAAAUGUAUACUGUAUUUUGUUUGGAUAUGAUAGAUGUAGCAUGUUUCGCAUGUUUAGGCUGGAACGGAAAAGCUAUUCGUGUACACGCAAAUUAAGGUUGAAGUCAUGGCCUCUUGAGUUCUCAUUCUCUUUCACUUUUGUUGUUGUCAUUAAACCUGUUGAAAACAAUAAUGCACCCACAGUCAAGUCACAUGCUUUCCAUGUGUAACAUACUGUAGCAAUAUAUUUUUUGUGUGGAAACCAAAGAGCAAUGGUCGCACAUUUCAAAAAUAAAAUGUUCAUUUUGUAGACCCAGAA
This is a messenger RNA of Salvelinus sp. IW2-2015, 2818 nucleotides long. NCBI's taxonomy places the organism in Eukaryota, Metazoa, Chordata, Actinopteri, Salmoniformes, Salmonidae. The record is from RefSeq and is a predicted model, not a curated record.